UCCAAAUGUAGGAUCUUCAUGUACGUAAACAUAAUAAAACGGAAGAAUCCGAAAAGCCAGGAAUUUCAAUUGUAUGAAAACGUGAGAAAACUCACAAACUUAAAGAAUCUGAAUCUCAUCAAUAUAAUACAUGUAAAAAAGUGAAUAAUACAAGUCUGAAUAAUGAGCGAUGGGAAAAAUUUGGAAUCAAAUGUACGUAACAAUAAAAAAAAUCGGAAGAGUUUGGAGGAAUCCAUAGAAAUCAUAUGAAUCUGGAAUAGCUGAAGGAUCGUAUGCAAUGUAGGAUUUUAAAACAUAUAAAACACGUAAGAAAAAUUGGAGCUGUCCGAAAUGCAAAAUUUCGAACAUGCAGUUUGGUACUAAGGAUUGAAUGAAGCAACACACCGAAUAACAAAAUUUAUUGUGAUUAGUGAAAGUAAACGCAGUAUCCGAUGAUAUAUCUUAAACCGCCGUAGAGAGGUGGAGCCGUUAAGAUUUUAAUAUAUAAGCAAAACGGAAAAUGGACUCAAGCACUCAAAGCUGCGCACACCAACAUGAAUAAGAUACAGGUAUUCGCCAUUGUGUUGAUUGCAGUUGCAUCUGGGGAGGAAGCGAAGAAACAGGAAAAACGUGGUCUUUUAGGAUUGGGGUAUGGACAUGAUGGAUUAGGGCUCGGCGGGUUAGACGUUUUGGGAGGUCACAAUGGUUUGGGUAUUGGAGGAGGUGCAGGCGGAUUAAUUUCGGCUGGUUUGGGAGGCCUGGCGUUAGGAGUCAAUACCGUUACGACUAUUAACAGAGCUGUGCCCAUCCCAGUGCCACAACCGGUACCUGUUACAGUUAACCGCCCCAUACCAGUGCCAUUUCAAGUCCCAGUGCCGGUUGAUGUUCCGAGAGCAGUUCAUGUACCUGUGCCUCAACCAAUUCCUGUUCCCGUUAAUAGGCCUGUUCCAGUUCCAGUACCACGUCCAGUUCCGGUACCGGUACCGAGUCCCGUUCCCGUUUCAGUACCUCAACCUAUCCCAGUUCCAGUACCACAACCGGUGCCUGUUCCAGUUCCCCAACCCGUCCCGGUCAGUGUACCACAACUCGCCCAACCAGUAGCUACAGCCGGCGCCGGAUUGUUAGGAGCUGGACUCGCAUCGGCCCCCGGACUGUCCGGAGCUGGGCUUGCAGCUGAACUAGGAGCCGGUUUGGGCCAUGGAGCAUUGGCAGCUGGUUAUGGUUCCCUUGAUUUAACACAUGGUUCAUUCGCUUUGGGGCACGGAGGUGCAAGUUUAGGACAUGGAGCAAUUGGUUUCGGUCACGGCUCCCAUGUAUGGUGAUUUACCAUUGACUGUUAGUUAAGUUCGUGUACAGAAAAUAGUACCUUGCUGGCUUUGUACAAUUUAUUUCUAAAUAAAUUUUGUAAAA
Messenger RNA from Photinus pyralis (common eastern firefly), 1389 nucleotides. Its product is annotated as tetra-peptide repeat homeobox protein 1-like. The coding region runs from base 534 to 1301 and encodes 255 amino acids. The record is from RefSeq and is a predicted model, not a curated record. NCBI's taxonomy places the organism in Eukaryota, Metazoa, Arthropoda, Insecta, Coleoptera, Lampyridae. The transcript has 3 exons.